Brassicogethes aeneus is the source of this 2100-nucleotide messenger RNA. Lineage: Eukaryota; Metazoa; Arthropoda; Insecta; Coleoptera; Nitidulidae. The record is from the annotation of a GenBank genome assembly.
UCGGAUCCGAGCUAAACGAUGGGGUUCGUUCCAAAGCAAACGCAGUGCUCCUAAAUUCCGGCCGAAACAACGUCAUGCCACAACAACUGAUCGUUCGGCACCGAACAGCCACGCAGAUCCAUUCCCAAUAAAUCGCGACCAGCUCCGCCGAAAUGGAGCAUCGAAACUAAAUUAAAAGCGUCAUGUAGCCGUUGUCCGUUAACUGAACACGUUAAGUUAUGCCGCGGGAUUUUUAUGCUCACACGGUGUCCGGACCGGGGGGCCACCUCUUCGUAACCGAACGUCCACAGAUCCUCGGCCAAGUGUUGGCCUCUUUGGCCGUUUCCCUGGGACCUCUGGCAGCCGGCCUCGGAAAAGGCUACAGCUCUCCGGCCAUAGCUUCGCUGCAGCAGCGCGACGCCGACGCCUUUCCCGUCAGCGGCCAGGAAGCCUCCUGGUUGGCCAGCCUGUCCCUGCUGGGCGCCCUCUUCGGAGCCCCGCUCGGCGGAGCGGCCCUGCGCUGGGGCCGCCGACGCACCCUCCUCAUCGCAGGAGCCCCCCUGUCGCUCUGCUGGAUCGUCACCGUGUUCGCCGUCAGCGUGGAGGUGAUGUGCUUGGCCGCCUUCGUCAGCGGCUUCCUGGUGGCCAUCGUCCAGCUCUCCGCUCAAGUGUACGUAAGCGAAAUAGCCGCCCCCUCGAUCAGGGGCGGCCUGAGCGCCCUGCUCAAGAUCGCCGGACACGCUGGCAUGCUGGUGGCGUUCGCUGCGGGCGCUUUCCUGGACUGGCGUCAGUUGGCCUUGCUGAUUUCCCUGGCCCCGACAGCGAUGUGCAUCGCCAUGUGGCACAUCCCGGAGAGUCCCGGGUUCUUAGUUCUGAACGGCAGAGACGGCGAAGCCGAGAAGGCACUGCGCUGGUUGAGAGGCGACACGGCCGAUUUAAGACUGGAGCUGGGGCUGCUUCAAGCCCACGUCUCAACGAGAACCGUUCCUGCAAACCCCAGACUCUUCCUGGAAACCCUGAGAACACCAGCUCUAAUAGCGUGCGGCCUAAUGUUUUUUCAACGUUUCUCGGGCGCCAACGCUUUUAACUUUUACGUGGUCAGCGUUUUUAAGGAGACUUUCGGCGGCACCGAUCCUCACAGCGCCGCCGUAGCGGUUGCAGUCGUGCAGCUGCUCUCUUCUCUACUGUCCGGCCUGCUGGUGGACAGCGCGGGCAGACUACCCCUUCUAGUCGCGAGCAGUGUCUUAAUGACGUUAGCCUUGGCCUCUUUUGGGUCUUUUGCUUACUACGAGGACGCACAUCCGAAAACCGUUCCCAACCUCGACUGGAUACCUCUUUUAUGUGUUCUAGUCUUCACAGUGGCUUUUUCGCUCGGAAUCAGCCCCAUAUCCUGGCUCUUGGUCAGCGAGUUGUUCUCUUUGGAGAACAGAGGCACUGGCACCGCCUUGGCCACUUGCUUCAGCUAUUUCUGCGCGUUUGUCGGUGUCAAAACCUUUGUGGAUUUCCAGGAGUUGCUAGGUUUGUACGGGGCGUUUUGGCUGUACGCCUUCAUUUCCAUUUGCGGUCUUUGUUUCGUGGUCUGCUGCGUGCCGGAGACCAAAGGUCGCGACCUUACGGAAAUUGACACGACCAGAUGAUAUCAGGCCAACAAACCUAGGAACAAGGUUAACAUAAGCGUGGUCGAGAGGUACUGUUAGCUUUUGGCUGGCUCAAAUUACUGGCAGAAACGUCGUCCGAGAUUUAAAAUGCUAAUUACGUAAAAAGUACUAAUUUAGAUUUACUUUUUCUUAUUAAUUGUAGCCUAAAUGUAUAGGGUGGCUGUGCAAGUUUUAUUAAUUCCUCCUAAGGUUUAGACUAAACAUAUACCCGAAUAUUUCGAUUAAAUAAAUCCUAUUAAGUAAGGUGCUACAAUGACGUCAAUACGAUUAAACGAGGAGUGUUUUAAAAUCCAAAAUGCCCAAAUAAAUUAUAAACCUUCUUUAUACAAUAGGCCUAUAAAAAAUUUAAAAUAAUUGGUAAUAAAGACAAUAAAGGCAAUUCCUGUUUUAUAGGCAAAUAUAAAAAGCCUAAUCAUACGACGAUAAUAAAAGAUAAGAGUUCUUUAGAAAGCUUUUAUUUGUA